AUGAGGCUGUUGGUGUUGGCGGUGGUGGCGGCGGCACUGGGCGCGGUGGUCGGGCAGGUCCCCGCCUUGCCGCCCAUCUCUGAUAAGGCUUUCAUCGGGGAGUGCGUGCGCACACACAACGCGUACCGCAGGAAUGUGGAGCCCACCGCCAGCAACAUGCGGUACAUGACUUGGGAUGCAGCUUUGGCAAGGACUGCCAGGGCAUGGGCAAAUAAAUGCAUUUUUUAUCAUAACACGUAUUUAAAAGUGAGAUAUCAUGGCCAUCCUCAUUUUAUGAGUGUUGGAGAGAAUAUAUGGAUUGGAAGUCAUCAAAUAUUUCACGUUAAAUAUGCCAUUAAAACGUGGCAUGAUGAAGUCAGAAACUACAAUUACUCACUGCAGAAAUGUAGUAAAUUCUGCAGUCAUUACACUCAGAUCGUUUGGGAUGAUACAUAUAAACUAGGCUGUGCUGUUGCUUUCUGUAAAGAAGUUGGAGGAAUAAGAAACGCAGCAAAUUUUGUUUGCAACUAUGCACCACCUGGUAAUUUUCGAAGAAGACCAUAUAAAGAAGGAGCACCAUGCAGUCAAUGUGCCAGGAGGGACUUCUGUGAUAGGAAACUCUGUAGAAAUGAAGAACGUGAUAAAAUUGUUUAUUACUCACGAUGGUAUCCACCUUGGGAGUUCAGAAUUAUCUGUGAUGAAGCCUGUAUUGCUGUUAUAAUUUCGAGAACAUUGCUGAUAUUUGUUGGUUUUCUAGCUAUUUAUUUGUUCAGAAAACACUUUACAAACAUGUUUGUGUUCACAUAACUUGAUUUGAAAUGCAUCCAAUAUUCUGAACAUAAUCUCUAAUGUUUUAAGCAAAAAUCUAUAUUAAUAUGAUUUUAAAGUCAGCUUUCUUUUACUGUAGUUUUGUUACUAUUUUAUGCUCCUUACAGAAAACUUAACAUGCUAUAAAAAUUAAAAAAUUAUUUGUAGGUAAGACCCAUGUUGAGAAAUUAGUAAACUAAGGAUGGCAUUUGAUGUUCAGAAGCAUUGUUUUUAAUUGCCAAAUUUAUUGAACUCUGUUUAUUUACCAGAUUUACGCACUGUAUUCUUGGAAUUCAAGGAGAAAAAUGCCUAUCAGUUUAAAAAUUUGUUACAGUUCAUGCUAAGCCAAUAUUUGAUGUGACAAAUGCUUAGUUUUAGUGCCAAGAGGAAGCUAGCAUCAGAUUACAUACAAAGUCCUUUUUGCUAGAGCGACAGAAUGUUCUGAGUAAAAUCUGUGAAGACAUUUCUUUAGAAAGGCAGUUCUUCAGAAGUAUUGAUUCUUCAGAAGUACAUGAAGCAGGACAACUUGAUAUUUACUCAGUUGUGCACUUACUGCUCCUUAUUCAAAAUAAGAUUAUUCAGAUUAUUACUUUGUUCCCAACUUCCUCUAAACCUUGUGUUUCAUUUCUGAACUUUUGCUGUUCUGUUCUUUACACUGCACUGUUACUGAUAGAAUAUUUACUGUCCUGUAAGUGUUCUGUAGUUCUACUAAUAAAUUUUGUUUUUUAAACCUACUGAAGCCCUUGUAUUCAACACUGAUUUCACUAUUC
Molecule: messenger RNA, 1556 nt
Organism: Centrocercus urophasianus (Greater sage-grouse)
Lineage: Eukaryota; Metazoa; Chordata; Aves; Galliformes; Phasianidae
Product: GLIPR1-like protein 2
Exons: 6
Coding region: 1-786 (261 amino acids)
Source: RefSeq, a predicted model, not a curated record